AUGGUGUCUGCUCAGGGCAAGGUCGUGCUCGGUGUAGUGUCUGUUGGCACUUGCAAUUCCCCUUAUUGCGGGCGUGGCUGCUGGUUUGCCAACUCUAGUCGAGGUUGUCGUGAAGGACCCGACUGUAAACGAUGUCACAACAUGGAUUGUGCCCUUCCCGCCGACGAAGAACGCAAGGCGAACCGGAAGGCAAAGUCCCGUCAACGCCCUUCUAAGAAGAAGCGUGCUAAGCUGGCUCUAGCUUAUGCUCGUGCCACUGAGAAUGGUGAGAGUCCUAUCAAGCCUCCUAUGAACAGACAGUAUCUGUCUGCUAUGAAGCGCCUCGAGAUGCUCAGAAGAUCUGAGUUGGCUACACAGACUGGCGUCGAUGUUCCUGCUUGUUCCCCUCGUGAUUACGGUGCGGUAUAUCGUGAUCUACUCUCCGAGUGUCUGCUUACUGAUCCCACAUCUACUGAUAGUUCCUCGCUAUUGAGCAACGCUAGCAGAGGCUACUUGUCACCGUCAAGGUCUGAUGUGUCUUCGUUCGGUGGGUCCACCUUGAGUAGCAGCAACUCCCUUGAUCACAUCAAUCGUGACCAGUCGUUCGAUAGUGUUCUAGGUAGUUCACCCUACCCGUUGACUCUGAGCUCUGUUGAUAGUGGUUGCUCGUUGCCGCCCUCUCCAAGCGUUGAUCUAAUGAAUGGUCUUGAGGAAGCUAAUGCAUCGUUGUUCGAGUUACUACCGCACUUUUCUGACGAGGAGCUCGAGCUUGAGCUCCUGUUGCAGGAGAGCCUCUCGGCUGCUUGCCAACAGGUGUAA
Perkinsus marinus ATCC 50983 is the source of this 798-nucleotide messenger RNA. RefSeq lists its product as hypothetical. Lineage: Eukaryota; Perkinsozoa; Perkinsida; Perkinsidae. The coding region runs from base 1 to 798 and encodes 265 amino acids. The record is from RefSeq and is a predicted model, not a curated record. The transcript has a single exon.